This is a messenger RNA of Populus nigra (black poplar), 1733 nucleotides long. RefSeq names its product zinc-finger homeodomain protein 5-like. Gene Ontology annotation, biological process: regulation of developmental process; regulation of DNA-templated transcription. The record is from RefSeq and is a predicted model, not a curated record. Gene Ontology annotation, molecular function: DNA-binding transcription factor activity; transcription cis-regulatory region binding. The transcript is spliced from 2 exons. Gene Ontology annotation, cellular component: nucleus. The coding region runs from base 595 to 1467 and encodes 290 amino acids. NCBI's taxonomy places the organism in Eukaryota, Viridiplantae, Streptophyta, Magnoliopsida, Malpighiales, Salicaceae.
UGGAAAGGGAGGCAAUAAUGAAGGGGUGAAGUGGGACCCAGUGUGGCAGGGCGUGGGAGAGGGAUGAACAUGACGUUGUCGGUUGUUUUGUGCAGAGAAAGGGAGGGCUCUUAAUCUCAUCACCAUCUCCUCACAAAAUUUAUCUACCCUCUGGCUUCAUCACAAGCAACCAAGCUGUCUCUUGUUGGAUAUGUAGUUGGCCUGUUGGAAGCCCAGAAGCACAGUCCUUGCUCCCAUGCUCUAAAGCUUAAAAACACCACACAAACCCUCUCUCUUUUACAUCUUUCCCCUGCUAAUUCUUUUGUGGUUUCUGCAUACUUGAAGACAUUAGCUAGAGAGAGAGAGAGAGAGAUGUUAAAGACUUGAUGAUGGUAAUAAAGCCUGUGGUGCUGGUACUGCGCGCUAGCUGUUGCCUCUCUCUCUCUCUCUCUCUCUCUCCUGAAACUGCAUAAAAUCUUGGAGGGCUCCAAGAUUCGAAGUUCCAAUAUUGUUAUAUCAAAAAAAAAUCCGAGAGCUUAAGAUUUUCUUUUCAAAAAACAAAAAAAGAUUAUACAUAGUGCUGCGUUUAAGAAAGCUAGGCGUGGUGCAAAAAUCAUGGAGAUAAGAGGUCUAGAAAAUGAUAUAAGAACGUCAGUCCCUUCAAGUUACAGUCAUCAAUCGUCAGGGCUAGAAGGAAAAAAUGGGAACCACAAUGACACCACUGUCCUUACUUACACCCAAACCCUAGAUCACCAACGCCAACCCUCAAGAUCUCCAAACCCAGAUCGACUUGCAAUCAUCUCAAGCGGAUCCAACUCCAAAACAUCUAAUACAAGGUACCGCGAAUGUCUCAGAAACCACGCGGCCAACGUAGGAGGCAGUGUUUAUGAUGGCUGUGGUGAGUUCAUGCCAGGGGGAGAAGAAGGAAGUUUAGAGGCACUAAAAUGUGCUGCUUGUGAGUGCCACCGCAACUUUCACCGCAGAGAAAUCGAUGGGGAGACUCAAUUCAGUCCUGGUUCAAGAAGAAGUGCUACCAUGGUUCAUAGUCUUCAGUUGCCACCACCAUUGCCUUCUCCAGCUGUGCUGCAUCACCACCACCACCACCACCAAAGAUAUUCUAUGGGGUUGCAUACCAGUCCUAACACUGCAAAUAUGGUUCAACCCAUGAGUGUGGCUUUUGGUGGUGUUAGUGGAGGAACUGAAUCUUCAAGUGAGGAUCUCAAUCCUUUCCAGUCUAAUGCAGAUGGAGUGCCACCUCCUCCACCUUAUGUUAUGUCAAAGAAGAGAUUUAGAACAAAAUUCACACCGGAACAGAAAGAUAAGAUGAUGGAGUUUGCAGAUAAAGUUGGGUGGAGGAUUAAUAAACAAGACGAUGAGGAAGUGCAGAAGUUUUGUGCUGAAGUUGGUGUGAGGAGACAGGUUUUCAAGGUUUGGAUGCAUAAUAACAAGAAUUUGAAGAAGCAGCCACAGCCAACAAGUUCCACUUGACGAGAACGAGAACCCAUGAUUUUUUCCUUGAACAUCAUUAAUCGCUUCAGGUGAUAAGGGGUCCAUGACGGAUAUAAAUGUGAAAAGCCUUGGCUGAUAGCUAGCUAGUUGUGUAGGAAGGAGAGGUCUAUGAACAAAAAAAAAGAAGAAAAGGAAGGAGGUGGUUUAGCAGGAUUAUUGAAUAUGGGAACUAAGGUCUUUGUCUUUGAUCAGAAAUUUGUAAGAUUCUCAUGUUAUCUUAAUUUCUGCAAUCUUCCUUUUUCUCA